AUGAAGGGAAGUUUGAUCCUCUGCCUUAUUUUUAUUGUCCUCCCUUAUGUCCACGGAAUGGCAAAUUUAACCUGUGUUUCAUGUCCUCUUGGAAGCACUGAAUGCAGAGAUAAUUGCACAGAUCUGGGGGUUGCAUGUGUAACUUUGGCAGAAGUCAAUACACUGGGUAAGAGUGCUGGUGGAUCGUACAAAGGAUGCAUUGACCAAAAGCUUUGUAGACCUUUGACCUUCACCUUGACCACAGCUACUGGGCGCCACAUCCAAAGCAAUAUGGCAUGUUGCUCAACAGAUAUGUGCAACGAAGGGUUAAGUCUAAGUGCUUCUACGAAUCAAUCCUUUGCCAUCAAGGGCUGUGCAACUAAGAAUGCCUGCAGCUUGCAACAGAAUGACCUGGUGCCAUUUGGAGGGAAGAUCUAUAAAUUGAGUGUGAAGGCAGCUUGCACCGACAAGGAUAAUGAGAUCUACGUGUUUGCCAAACGUGGCUGUGGAACCAAGCAAGCUUGCAGGAACAAAGAGCGCACUUUUGGCAUCCCUGGGUUGUAUGCAGAAAUUUGGAAGAAUGUUACAUGUUCUCAUGCUGCCAAGUGA
This is a messenger RNA of Protobothrops mucrosquamatus (brown spotted pit viper), 588 nucleotides long. RefSeq names its product phospholipase A2 inhibitor and Ly6/PLAUR domain-containing protein-like. The record is from RefSeq and is a predicted model, not a curated record. The transcript has 5 exons. Gene Ontology annotation, cellular component: membrane. Gene Ontology annotation, molecular function: transmembrane receptor protein serine/threonine kinase activity. The coding region runs from base 1 to 588 and encodes 195 amino acids. NCBI's taxonomy places the organism in Eukaryota, Metazoa, Chordata, Lepidosauria, Squamata, Viperidae.